Messenger RNA from Dracunculus medinensis (Guinea worm), 507 nucleotides. Lineage: Eukaryota; Metazoa; Nematoda; Chromadorea; Rhabditida; Dracunculidae. The record is from the annotation of a GenBank genome assembly.
CGCGAAUAUCAGCAGCGUGAAAUGUUACGAGCAAAAGCCGUUUUGGAUCGGCGUGCUGCUUUUCUUGCGGAAGAAAAGGAACGAAGGGCUGCAAUUCUUUCAAAAGCUCAUGCUGCAGCCUCUCGACUCACCGCCCAGCAUAAACCGAAGCCAGUAUAUGCAUUCGGAAGUAGUACCCCUCAAUAUUUAAAUUCUAAUUGCACUUCUUUAUUCUAUCUGUAUGAUCGUCGCUUGCGUCCACCGGUUACCAGCAGUCCUUUAACGACUGGUGGCAGCACACCAGGUGGGAAGUCGUUUGUACCACUUAGAGCACAGAUAAAUCCAUCAAUGGCGCAUAGUAUGUAUAUGAUGCGAUUAGAACCAAGACUUCGCAGUAAAGCUAUAUCUCCGGCCACUAUGACGCAGUCUGCGCUAUUAAGUUCGAAAACUCCGCCACAUUCAGUGAAAUCUUCAGUGGAUUCUCAAUGCUCCGGUUCAUUUUUUCACUUAUUUGAAAAGAUUAAAUAA